AUGAAUUCUGUGAAGGAAGUUGAUAAAGGUAACAAUCGACCAUUUAUAACAUCAUCGCCUUCUAACGGACUGGAAUCAAUAAGUGAAGAUUAUAUAACAACAAAUUCUCAAGAUCCAUUAUAUGAAUAUAUAAACAUAAUGAAUCAAAAUCAAAAUAUAGACAAUUCACCUUAUCCACCAACCGAAGGUUACCAACCUUAUCCAGUUCAACAACCAUUUGGAUAUGUACCUUAUCCGACUCAACAACCGGUUGACUUUAUGCCUUAUCCAACUCAACAACCGGCUGGAUAUAUACCGUGUCCAACUCAAUCCGGUGUUGGCUGUAGUCAAAAUGAAAUACCAAUUCAACCACCUCCUGUAUUGCCACGUCCUGACUUUGCCAAAGAUGGUGAACAAGGCGAAGGAGGUCAAUGGGGAAAUUUUACUGGUCUUGAAAGCAAAGAAAUUCGUCGUGUAUUUAUUCGAAAGGUUUAUUCAAUUCUUAUGAUUCAAUUAGCGAUGACAUUUGGUCUUAUUGCAUUAUUUCUAUUUACACCAUCGAUUUAUCAAUACGUACGAAGUCCGAGUGGUCAAUGGCUUUAUUUCACAUCAUAUGUUGUUUUUAUGGUUACUUAUUUUGUGUUGGUCUGUUGCAAAAGUGCUGGACGAAAAUUUCCACUUAAUCUUAUUUUACUUGGCAUUUUGACAUUAUCAAUGGGUUAUAUGAUGGGUAUGAUUUCAGCACAUUAUGAAGUUGAAUCAGUAUUAAUUGCUGUUGGUAUAACAAUAGUUGUUUGUUUGGGUGUUACAUUAUUUUCAUUUCAAACAAAAUAUGAUUUUACAUCAUGUUUUGGUAUUUUAUUCAUAAUGUCAUUGGCACUUUUUGCUUUUGGAAUUGUUUGUAUUUUUACUUAUUCAAGAGUAAGUAUUAUAACAAAAUGA
This is a messenger RNA of Rotaria sp. Silwood2, 921 nucleotides long. Lineage: Eukaryota; Metazoa; Rotifera; Eurotatoria; Philodinida; Philodinidae. The record is from the annotation of a GenBank genome assembly.